AUGGAGUGGAAAACGUUUUUCAGGGAUCCCACUUUCUGGUGGGACAACAGGUUCAAGAAGAAAAACAAGUUCUUCUCAGAGUCCUACCCGGAUUUCAAACAUGUUUCUACCGGAGAGAGCCUGUGGAUCGCCAACAGGAAAACACCAACCUGGGUCUCUGCAAAACUCGAGUCGCUCGCUGACCCAGCUGUAGGUAAGGCCGCCACGGCCCGCUACAAAUCUCCACAUACCCCACCUGUAGCUGGUGAUGAACCGGUGAGUUUAGGGAGGCUGAUACACCGCGUGAGAGACUCAGCUGAGAGCAGAUCCCUUUCUUUGGGAAAACAAGCCCAUGAAGCUGUGCUCAAGAGUGAUGAGCACAAAAGCAACAUCUACUUGUUGACGGGAUUGAUCGAUAUAGCUGAUAACACCAUUCAAGCUGAUGCUUGCACCUACACCUGCGUCCUUGUUGCUUGCGGGAGUGUGAUGGCGAUCAAGCUCGGGAGGGAGAUUCACCAGCUGGCGAAGCAUAAAGGGCUGCUGAAAAACAAUCCAGUUCUGGGCUCCAGCCUGGGCCGAUCGAUCGAGGCCUUGGAGCGUUUCUAUUCCAUGACUCAGGAGGAGGGCUGUAAAGCUGACGAUGUGAGUUUUGUUUCGGUGUUGAACGCUUGCAGCCAUGGUGGUCUGGUCGGGAAAGGAAGGCAGCUUCUGGAUGAAAUGCCCAAGCAGUAUGGAGUCAAGCCACGUCUGGAGCAUUAUGUGUGCCUGAUCGAUAUGCUCGGGCGAGCUAACCUCCUCGACGAAGCUGUGAGAGUUCUCAGAGCCAUGCCUUUUGAACCGGAUGCAGUGGUUUGGACGUCCCUGCUCGGAGCCUGCCGGAAGUGGAAGAAUUACAUGAUCGGCAAACUCGCGUUUGAGCGUCUUGUGGAGAUGGAUCCCAAGAGCGGCACGCCCUACGCAUUGAUGGCCAAUAUAUUUGGAAACCUGGGGAUGCUCAGUGAAAGGGCCGCUGUUGUGGAGAGAAUGAGAGGUGAAGGCAGCUUCAGGGAGCCCGGGAGAAGCUGGUGGACGGAUGUUAGCUCAGGAAAAGUGCAUUCUUUUUCUGUCGGGGAUAGGAGUCACUCACAGAGCGACGAGAUUGCGGCCAAGCUCAAGCAAUUGUUGCUGAGAAUGAAAGAGGAGGGGUACGCGAGCGAUGUGAUCAACGUUCUAAAAGACAUACCUGAGGAAGAUCACCUGUGCGGCCACAGUGAGAAGCUUGCGCUGGGGUGUGCUCUGGUGAACUCGCACCAGAAGGAGACCAUCAGAAUCGUGAAAAAUCUCCGAGUUUGUGACGAUUGCCAUGCGGCCACUGCUCUCAUCUCUAAGCUGGAAAAAAGGCUAAUCAUCUGCAAAGAUGCCAGUCAGAAACAUGGGCCGCUGAGUGAGCAAAGUACCGCCGUCAACCUGAACUUCACGGAGAAAAAAUUAACAUUUAAAGUUAAAACUAUGCAAAAGGAGGAUGACACGUUGUCUUAA
Selaginella moellendorffii is the source of this 1497-nucleotide messenger RNA. Its product is annotated as putative pentatricopeptide repeat-containing protein At3g49142. The coding region runs from base 1 to 1497 and encodes 498 amino acids. Gene Ontology annotation, biological process: RNA modification. The transcript is spliced from 4 exons. Gene Ontology annotation, molecular function: zinc ion binding; RNA binding; protein binding. Lineage: Eukaryota; Viridiplantae; Streptophyta; Lycopodiopsida; Selaginellales; Selaginellaceae. The record is from RefSeq and is a predicted model, not a curated record.